Molecule: messenger RNA, 1443 nt
Organism: Cuscuta campestris
Lineage: Eukaryota; Viridiplantae; Streptophyta; Magnoliopsida; Solanales; Convolvulaceae
Source: the annotation of a GenBank genome assembly
AAAACAAAAAAGGAGCAGUCAAAUCAACAAACCCCCAAACACUCCACUCUAAUCGGAAACGCCUCAUUCCCCUCCGCCGGCGACAUUCAAGAACCCACCAACCGCCGCCGCGCCCCUCUCCGCCACCAAUAUGGACUCAUCGUCGCAUCCAAAGAAUUUCCGGGCAGCCGAUUAUUUCCAUUUUCUCCUGUAUGCCCUUCUCUUCAUCGGCUUCAUCUACAUUUUCAUCAUCUCCACUAACCCCUCCCAAUCCGAGAUCUUUCCCACCCAUACCCCUCCAUGCGAUCUCCCCUCCAUGGCCAAUAAAAGGCUAUAUACGAUGGCGAUCUAUAGGGACAAGCUGGACGAGGCGUUGGGGAGGGCGAGCAGGGAGGACAAAACGGUCAUUAUAGCGGUGGUGAACCGGGCAUACGUGGAAGGGGACAAACCCAUGCUGGAUCUGUUCCUGGACGGGUUCUGGGUGGGGGAGGGGACGAGGGAGCUGGUGAGGCACGUGCUGGUGGCCGCCGUGGACCAAACCUCGUACGAGCGGUGUGUGUUCCUCCGGCUGCUGCACUGCUACCGGCUGGAGACGGACGGCGUGGAUUUCGCGGGGGAGGAGGUGUACAUGUCCGAGGACUUCAUCAAGAUGAUGUGGCGGAGGACUCAGUUCCUCCGCGAUGUUCUGAAGCUCGGUUACUCCUUCAUCUUUACGGACAGUGAUGUUCUCUGGCUAAGAGAUCCAUUCCCCAAAUUGAUGAGCAGCCACAACGAAACCCUAGAUCUUCAAAUCAGUACGGACGACUUCAACGGGGACGACCGGUCGGAGUCCAACCCGAUCAACACCGGGUUCUACAUGAUCCGGUCCAACAACCGGACCAUCGCGCUGUUCGAUUCCUGGUACGACAUGAGGAACUCCUCGGCCGGGUUGAAGGAACAGGAUGUCCUGAACAAGCUGAUCCGCCAUGGCUGGAUCGAAAAGCUGGGCCUCAAUGUGAGAUUCCUGGACACCAAAUUCUUCAGCGGGUUUUGUCAGGACAGCACCGAUGUCAGGUCGGUGGUCACCGUCCACGCCAACUGUUGCCGGACCAUAUCCGCCAAAUUGGCCGAUCUGACGGCGGUGAUUCACGACUGGCGGCGGUUUAAAAGCCUCUCCGGCGAAGACGUUGAUAACCGGACGGCUGCCUUUCGUUGGUCGCACCAUGUUAACUGUGCGGAGUCGUGGAGAACACCCUAGGUAGGCCCAGGCGCAUGUGGGUGCAAAAAUAAAAGACACACAUAGUUUUCACAAAAUUAAAUUCUAUUACAAAUAAUAUACGGAGUAGUUAUAGGAGUAUUAUUUGUGCAAUUUUUGAUGCAAGGUUUAAGAAGUAAAUUGUGCAGAAAAUUACUUUAGAGUACUUUUGAUUUUCAAGUAAUGACUCUCACGUUUCAUAUUAUUUGAAAUAUACUUUUGGGUGCACU